AGGUCUGGACAAUAAUCAAGCUGAUUGCUGAAUGGGGUGGGGCCUUUGUCAGACAUCGUGGCUACAAAAUGGUUUGACAGACUCUGUGGAAGAAUUGACAAGAAUAACUCAUGUCUAUUUGGAGUGAUGGGGUUCAGGCAAGUGUCUGCAGUGCUGCUGUUGGUCGUGGCUUUUGGCUGUGUUGUUAGUGAUACUUGGGACUCCAGAUGGUUUCAUCCGAGAUUGGGAUUUCUGCAUGACGAUGAAGUUUCAGCGCAGUUUGACUCUCAGAAGCCAGUGCAAGAAGAGCCUGCGGGAGAGGACCCUGUUGGACAAGAACCUAGCGAGCCUGUUGUCGAGCCUGUGGGGCAGGAGCCCGGCGUCGAGCCCGUGGGACAGGAACCUAGCCAGGAUGAAGACCCUGAGAACUUCCAGUCCAAGCAGACAUUUGAGAACCCUCUGACUUCAAUCUAUCCUAUGAUUGAGAAGCGUGAGCGUAAUUCUACAGUGUUUGAGCAGCUAAAGCAGGUGGCAGCCAACGGUGUGGUGGCUUGGUGUGGGGAGAGGGUGGUCCGUGUGCAGGUGAACCAGGACCUGCUGGGGAUUGGCCGGCUCAUCCAGCCAGAGCGUAUCACUCUAGGAGGCUGUGCUGCCACUGAGGAUGCUGAAGCUCUUGUGCUCACCUUUGAAUCAGACCUGCAUGGCUGUGGCAGUGAGCUGACGAUGACUGAGGAUGUGCUGAUCUACACCUUCACUCUUGUCUAUGAGCCAAAACCUCUUGCUAACACUUCUAUAUUGAAGACCAGUAAAGCUAUGGUUGAUAUUGAGUGCCACUACUUGAGGAAUCAUGACGUGAGCAGCAAUGCCCUGAAGUAUUCUGUAGAACCUAGCCAGCCUAUGGGCCAAGAACCUAGCCAGGUUGUUAUAAAGCAUGUGGGCCGGGAACCUAGCGAGCAUGUGGGAGAGCAGCCUUUUGGCCGGGAAGCUAGCGGAGAGCCUGUGGGCCGGGAAGCUAGCGGAGAGCCUGUGGGCCGGGAAGCUAGCGGAGAGCCUGUGGGUAAUGAAGCUGGCCAGCAGCCUGUUGGCGAGCCUGUGGGCCAGCAGCCUGUUGGCGAGCCUGUGGGCCAGCAGCCUGUUGGCGAGCCUGUGGGCCAGCAACCUGUAGGAGAGCAGCCUGUGGGCCAGGAACCUAGUGAGAUUUUGGGUAAUGAACCUGGCCAGGACCCCAGCGAGAUUUUGGGUAAUGAACCUGGCCAGGACCCCAGCGAGCAGCCUGUGGGCCAGGAUCUGGUUGGCGAGCAGCCUGUGGGCCAGGAACCUAGCGGAGAGCAGCCUGUGGGCCAGGAACCUAGCGGAGAGCAGCCUGUGGGCCAGGAACCUAGCGGAGAGCAGCCUGUGGGCCUAGAGCCUGUGGACCGGGAAACUAGCGAGCAGCCUGUGGACCAGGAACCUAGCGUGCCUUUGGGUCAGGAACCUAGCCAGCAUGUGGGCCAAGAGCCUGUGGUCCAGCAACCUAGCGAGCAGCCUGUGGGCCAGGACCCAAGCGAGAAUGUGGGCGAAGAGCCUGUUGGCCAGGAACCUGUUGGAGAGCCUGUGGGCCAGGAACCUAGUGAGAUUUUGGGUAAUGAACCUGGCCAGGAACCCAGCGAGCAGCCUGUGCGCCAAGCUCCUGGAGAGCAGCCUGUGGGCAAGGAACAUAGUGAGGAUGUGGACCAAGAACCUGUUGGAGAGCAGCCUGUGGGCCAGGAACCUAGUGAGAUUUUGGGUAAUGAACCUGGCCAGCAGCCUGUUGGCGAGCCUGUGGGCCAGGAACCUAGCGAGCAGCCUGUGGGCCAGGCACCUGUUGGCGAGCAGUCUGUGGGCCAGGAACCUAGUGAGAUUUUGGGUAAUGAACCUGGCCAGCAGCCUGUUGGCGAGCCUGUGGUCCAGCAACCCAGCGAGCAGCCUGUGGGCCAGGACCCAAGCGAGCCUGUGGGCCAGGACCCAAGCGAGCCUGUGGGCCAAGAACCUAGUGAGCCUGUGGGCCAGGAACCUAGUGAGAUUUUGGGUAAUGAACCCAGCGAGCAGCCUGUGGGCCAGGAACCCAGCGAGCAGCCUGUGGGCCAGGAACCCAGCGAGCAGCCUGUGGGCCAGGAACCUAGUGAGAUUUUGGGUAAUGAACCUGGCCAGCAGCCUGUUGGCGAGCCUGUGGGCCAGGAACCUAGCGAGCAGCCUGUGGGCCAGGCACCUGUUGGCGAGCAGUCUGUGGGCCAGGAACCUAGUGAGAUUUUGGGUAAUGAACCUGGCCAGCAGCCUGUUGGCGAGCCUGUGGGCCAGGAACCUGUUGGCGAGCAGCCUGUGGGCCAGGAACCUGUUGGCGAGCAGUCUGUGGGCCAGGAACCUAGCCAUGCUGUGGGCCAAGAGCCUGUGGUCCAGCAACCUAGCGAGCAGCCUGUGGGCCAGGACCCAAGCGAGCCUGUGGGCCAAGAACCUAGUGAGCCUGUGGGCCAGGAACCUGUUGGAGAGCAGCCUGUGGGCCAGGAACCUAGUGAGAUUUUGGGUAAUGAACCUGGCCAGGAACCCAGCGAGCAGCCUGUGCGCCAAGCUCCUGGAGAGCAGCCUGUGGGCAAGGAACAUAGUGAGGAUGUGGACCAAGAACCUGUUGGAGAGCAGCCUGUGGGCCAGGAACCUAGUGAGAUUUUGGGUAAUGAACCUGGCCAGCAGCCUGUUGGCGAGCCUGUGGGCCAGGAACCUAGCGAGCAGCCUGUGGGCCAGGCACCUGUUGGCGAGCAGUCUGUGGGCCAGGAACCUAGUGAGAUUUUGGGUAAUGAACCUGGCCAGCAGCCUGUUGGCGAGCCUGUGGUCCAGCAACCCAGCGAGCAGCCUGUGGGCCAGGACCCAAGCGAGCCUGUGGGCCAAGAACCUAGUGAGCCUGUGGGCCAGGAACCUAGUGAGAUUUUGGGUAAUGAACCCAGCGAGCAGCCUGUGGGCCAGGAACCCAGCGAGCAGCCUGUGGGCCAGGAACCCAGCGAGCAGCCUGUGGGCCAGGAACCUAGUGAGAUUUUGGGUAAUGAACCUGGCCAGCAGCCUGUUGGCGAGCCUGUGGGCCAGGAACCUAGCGAGCAGCCUGUGGGCCAGGCACCUGUUGGCGAGCAGUCUGUGGGCCAGGAACCUAGUGAGAUUUUGGGUAAUGAACCUGGCCAGCAGCCUGUUGGCGAGCCUGUGGGCCAGGAACCUGUUGGCGAGCAGCCUGUGGGCCAGGAACCUGUUGGCGAGCAGUCUGUGGGCCAGGAACCUAGCCAUGCUGUGGGCCAAGAGCCUGUGGUCCAGCAACCUAGCGAGCAGCCUGUGGGCCAGGACCCAAGCGAGCACCUGUGGGCCAAGAACCUAGUGAGCCUGUGGGCCAGGAACCUGUUGGAGAGCAGCCUGUGGGCCAGGAACCUAGUGAGAUUUUGGGUAAUGAACCUGGCCAGGAACCCAGCGAGCAGCCUGUGCGCCAAGCUCCUGGAGAGCAGCCUGUGGGCAAGGAACAUAGUGAGGAUGUGGACCAAGAACCUGUUGGAGAGCAGCCUGUGGGCCAGGAACCUAGUGAGAUUUUGGGUAAUGAACCUGGCCAGCAGCCUGUUGGCGAGCCUGUGGGCCAGGAACCUAGCGAGCAGCCUGUGGGCCAGGCACCUGUUGGCGAGCAGUCUGUGGGCCAGGAACCUAGUGAGAUUUUGGGUAAUGAACCUGGCCAGCAGCCUGUUGGCGAGCCUGUGGUCCAGCAACCUAGCGAGCAGCCUGUGGGCCAGGACCCAAGCGAGCCUGUGGGCCAAGAACCUAGUGAGCCUGUGGGCCAGGAACCUGUUGGAGAGCAGCCUGUGGGCCAGGAACCUAGUGAGAUUUUGGGUAAUGAACCUGGCCAGGAGCCCAGCGAGCAGCCUGUGGGCCAGGAGCCCAGCGAGCAGCCUGUGGGCCAGGAACCCAGCGAGCAGCCUGUGGGCCAGGAACCCAGCGAGCAGCCUGUGGGCCAGGAACCUAGUGAGAUUUUGGGUAAUGAACCUGGCCAGCAGCCUGUUGAGCAGCCUGUGGGCCAGGACCCAGGCGACGAGCAUUCUGUGGGCCAGCAACCUAGUGAGCAUUCUGUGGGCAAGGAACCAAGCGAGGAUGUGGGCCAAGAACCUAGUUAUCCUGUGGGCCAAGAUCCUGGAGAGCAGCCUGUGGGCAAGGAACAUAGUGAGGAUGUGGACCAAGAACCUGUUGGAGAGCAGCCUGUGGGCCAGGAACCUGUUGGAGAGCAGCCUGUGGGCCAGGAACCUAGCCAUCCUAUGGGCCAAGAGCCUGUUGGCGAGCAGCCUGUGGGCCAGGAACCUGUUGGAGAGCAGCCUAGCCUGUGGUCCAGCAACCUAG
Salmo salar (Atlantic salmon) is the source of this 4347-nucleotide messenger RNA. RefSeq lists its product as uncharacterized. The record is from RefSeq and is a predicted model, not a curated record. Gene Ontology annotation, biological process: binding of sperm to zona pellucida; positive regulation of acrosome reaction; egg coat formation. Gene Ontology annotation, cellular component: extracellular matrix. Gene Ontology annotation, molecular function: acrosin binding. Lineage: Eukaryota; Metazoa; Chordata; Actinopteri; Salmoniformes; Salmonidae.